Lepus europaeus (European hare) is the source of this 4871-nucleotide messenger RNA. RefSeq names its product N-myc and STAT interactor (gene NMI). Gene Ontology annotation, molecular function: nucleic acid binding. NCBI's taxonomy places the organism in Eukaryota, Metazoa, Chordata, Mammalia, Lagomorpha, Leporidae. Bases 343 to 1263 code for a protein of 306 amino acids. Gene Ontology annotation, cellular component: cytoplasm. The transcript is spliced from 8 exons. The record is from RefSeq and is a predicted model, not a curated record.
AAAAUCUGAACAAUCACGUUUUAAAAAUCGAAAGUGAAAUCAGUUGUAACUUUUUGUUUCUGUUAGUGAGCCAUCAUUGGAGACGUCAGGUUUGCUAUUCUGCGUUAUAUUUUAGAGGAACAACGCCACCGUUUUCUUGUUUCGUUUUUUCGUUCUUAAGGAACUAAGCCGCUUCCCGCGAGCGACAGCUCCUGCUGCCAGCGGCCGAGGCGCUGCUCGGACCCGGGACGUCCCCGCCCAGCCGCCGGGUUCCGGCCACCCGGGCGGCCAGGCUUUCCGGAAGGGCGAGCGCGCGGGGCUGGAGCGCUGCUCCGGGCAGGUGGACGCGGUAAACCAGGAAUCAUGGCAGCCGGUGAAGACAACAAACAGCAAGCUUUGAAGGAAUAUCCAGACAAAAUGUUGGAUAAUGCAGAAAUUGAGAGAUUAAUUGAUGAUAUUGCAAAGGAAAAUGCCCUGCUGAAGGAGGAGAUCCAAAAGUUUGAAGCUGAGUUGCAAGAGAACCCCGGAGACUUCCAGAUUAAAGAAGAUAUUCCUGGAACAAAGAUGAAAUUCAUAUCAGUAGAGAAUCCUGUGAAUGACAACCAGUUUUUAAAUGUUUCCUGUUCAUUUCAAGUGAAUCUGGAAGUUCCUUAUGAGCUACAAAAAGGACAAGCACUUGUAACAUUUGAACAGGAGGAAGUUGCUCAAAAUGUGAUAAGAAUGGGGAAUCAUUGUGUGCAGAUACAGGAUAUAAACAUGAAGGUUAAUGCCAAGCCGGUCCCAUUAAACUCAGGAGUCAGAUUCCAGGUUUGUGUAGAAAUUUCUAAAGUGAAGAUUAAUGUUAAUGGAAUUCCUGAUGAAUUGCCUGAAGAUCAGAUGCGGGAUAAACUAGAACUGAGUUUUUGUAAGACCCGAAAUGGAGGUGGAGAGGUGGAAAGUGUCAACUAUAAUAAGCGGACCGGAAGUGCUGUCAUCACAUUUGUGGAAACUGGAGUUGCUGACAAGAUUUUGGAAAGGAAAGAUUAUCCUCUUUACACAAAUCAAAAGUGCCAUAGAGUGAUUGUUUCUCCAUACAUGGAAACACAUUUGAAAAAGUAUCAGGCAUUUUCAGGGGUAUCUAAGAGGACUGUGCUUCUGACUGGAAUGGAAAACAUUCAGAUGGAUGAGGAGAUUGUAGAGGACUUCAUUGGCAUUCACUUCCAACGGGAGAAGAAUGGAGGUGGAGAAGUCGAGGUGGUCAAGUGCGCGCUGCAGCAACCUUACACAGCAUAUUUUGAAGAGUAGACUCAUAGAGUCAUAUGAAAAUUACAGCUGUGACCAAAGUCAUUGUAAUAUUUGACAAAAACUAGUACUAUUUUCCUCACAAAAGGAAAACUUUUAAUUCUUCAGUGUCCAUUAAUUCUUAGAUACAAAGUAUAUUUCCAUGUGUUUAGCUCCUUCAUGGUAUCUAACUGUGCUGCAUGUUCUCAAAUGGAGUAAGUGUCCUGUAUUGAAAACAGUUUUGUUCAUCAAUUAUACAGAUGGUCUCCAGUCUGUUGAAAUCAACUUUAAGUGGCCUCGAAGUCCUCCUGCCUUUACUGGCUCAUUCUGCAUGGUCAUGUGGGCCAACUGGGUUGUGAUCCCAUGCCCAGCUUGUAGACUUGAUGCUUAACAUUUUUAAAAAUGCAGUGACAUUUAGCAGUUGCUGGUUUCUGUGGACUUUACCAAAGAUUCAAGGCAUUUCACUCUGUAACUCUGAAGAUUCUCAGAGCUGAGUGUGGUUGUUUUCCUGAAGCUUGCCAACCCUCCCUUGACUGCUUUCAAGCUAUCUUCUUCUAAAUAGAGCUUGUUAAGGCCUGUAUUUUCUUUUCUUUUACACUUUAAUGGAAAGAAUCAGAAGACUUUGAAAUAAAGAGAGAAGUAAAUACAAAGUUAGUAAUUCAUCAUGUUUGAUGCUUGGGGUUAAAAACGCAGUACUUGCCCUCUAAGAGCUGAAAGUAGUUGGAGAGAGACCUAGUUUAUUAGUAUCCAACUGUUUUUACCUUAAAGAAACAUAAGUGAUAAAAAUCAGAGGUUCCUAUUGAAAGAAGAUAAGAUUUUAUUUUUGGUUAAGAAGCUUUACAAGAUUUUAUCCUAAAAUAGUUUGUUUCAUGAAGUGCUGGAAGCAGAAUUAAACUCAUGAAAUGUCAGCAUAAACGAAAUGCAUUUACAAGGUGUUCUCCACCUAAGCCUAUCCAAUGUGCCUGCCAUCUAAAAAAUCGCAAAGAAAAGCUUGGUUUUGCUUCUAACAUUAGGUUUUAAAGUUAUGUUGCGGGGCCAGUGCUGUGGUGUAGUAGGUAAAGCCUGCAGUGCCGGCAUCCCAUAUGGGUGCUGGUUUGAGUCCCAGCAACUCCACUUCUGAUCCAGCUCUCUGCUGUGGCCUGGGAAAGCAGUAGAAGAUGGCCAAGUCCUUGGGCCCCUGCACCCACGUGGGAGGCCUGGAAGAAGCUCCUGGCUCCUGGCUUCGGAUCAGCACAGCUCCGGCCGUUGUGGCUAUUUGGGGAGUGACCCUCAGCCUCUGAAACUCUGCCUUUAUGUUGCUAUCAGAAAUACUCAUUAGUCUCAUUUCUCUUAGGAAUGAAAGAAGGUAACUAAAAACUACUCGCUUUAUAGUAAUUUUAUAUUUACUGUUAAAAAUAUACUUCUUGUCUAAUGUUCUUUGGGAAUGGUAAAAUUAUGUAAACUAAAAAAUGUAAAAGUCUAUGUUCUGUUCCUAUAACCAAACACCUGAACCUGGGUAGUCUGUAAAGAGCAGAAUUUUGUAGCUCACGGUCUGGAGAGUGGAGAGACCGAGAGCGUGGCACGAGCACCUGCUUGGCUUCUGGUCAGGGCAUUCUUGCUACAAGCGUAGUACAUGUUGAGAUGAACCAAGCUCAUCAGGUAGAACUUGCUUCCAUAACAAAGCCAUGCCUGUGAUAACCUAUUAUUCCAUUAUUCCAUGAAUCCAUUCACAAGGGCAGAACCAUUACAAACCAACCACUUACCAAAAGCCCCAUCUCCAAAUACCAUUGACAUAUAUUUUCUGAAUGGAAUUUCCAAUACAUGAAUUUUAGAGACAUUCCAACCAUGGUAAAGAAAAAGGGAACUUAAAAUACCUUUUAUGUUUCUGUUGAAGUCUUACUAGCACAGAGAAUAUUAAUCAUUAUGGUAGAUUCCUCAUCAGGAAGAAUGUUUUCCUGUUAUUUAGGACCAAGCUUGAAACAGUCACUUUGUUUCUUCAGGAUCUUCUUUGAGUCAGAAAUUGAUAAUUUAUCCAAUUCUAAAUCUUCAUAAUGGUUUUUGAUAAAUAUGAUUUAAUCUUUGAAUUUCUGUCCCCAACACCCAAAGGCAAUCUGGCAGGACAUUAGAAAUAAAGCGUUGAUUCUCUUAUUCCUAGAGUUUUAGGAUUUAGCCAUAAGAAAAGUGCCUUGAAAACUUACUGAAUUCACUGUAUUGACUAUCUAACGUAUUGAAUAUAUCAGCAUUCUACUUCAGAAUAGGAAUUUCUGUAUCAAUGAGAAUAGGCUAUGUGAUACUGAUGUGACAGAUUAUCUCCCUCAAUUUCAGAGGCCUAAGACAACAAAGGGUUAUUCCUUGCUCAUGCUGUAUGUCCAUGAUAGACCAACAAAAAGAGCUCUGCUCAAUGGUAAACACUUAGGGGCCCAGGCUAAUGGCAGCCAUCACUCUUUCAUGUUACUGAGUGACAUGCCUAGGGAAGAAAAGAGCUUUGGAGAGUCUUAAUUAGCACUGAAAUUCAUAGCCUAGGAAUGAUAUUUGCCAUUUCCCCUCACAGCCCAGAACUUAGCACAUGGCCCCAUCUGAGCAUAAACGAUGCAGGGUGGACACUUCCUCCAUAUGCGAGGAAGGCAGAAAGCUACAUCUUCUUAGUGAAUAGCACUAACGAUACUUGGGUGGUAUUCAAAAAAUACAUGGGGGCCAGCGCCGUGGCUCAAUAGGCUAAUCCUCCGCCUAGCGGUGCCGGCACACCAGGUUCUAGUCCUGGUCGGGGUGCCGGAUUUUGUCCCAGUUGCCCCUCUUCCAGGCCAGCUCUCUGCUGUGGCCCGGGAAGGCAGUGGAGGAUGGCCCAAGUGCUUGGGCCCUGCACCCCAUGGGAGACCAGGAGAAGCACCUGGCUCCUGCCUUCGGAUCAGCUCGGUGCGCCGGCCGCGGUGGCCAUUGGAGGGUGAACCAACGGCAAAAGGAAAACCUUUCUCUCUGUCUCUCUCUCACUGUCCACUCUGCCUGUCUUAAAAAAAAAAAAGUGGAAUAAUAUAAUGAAGAUUAUUUUAAAAAUCACCAAAAAUCCACCUCUUGAGGUAACGAUAAAUAGUUUUUCAGUGUCCUACUCUCCAUUUUGUAAAAAAAAUUAUCCAUUAUAUCACAUUGCAUCUUGUAAAUAUACCAUAUGUUAGCUAUUAUUCCCUUAGUGUUUGAUAUUGAGGUUAUUCUCAAGUUUUUAUACAUAAAUGUUAUGAUGUAUAUAAACCUGUUAUGUCUUGGUGUACACAAAUCUUUUUCAGCACUUCUGGGCUUACUUCAAGAUGAUAAUUUCUAGGUUGAUAGCCUGAGGUAUAAAACCUCUUUUAAGGAUUUUAAGGGUCCGGUGCUGUGGCAUAGCCGGUAAAGCUGCUGCCUGCUGUGCCGGAAUCCCAUAUGAAUGCUGGUUUGAGUCCUGGCUGCUCCACUUCCGAUCCAGCUCUUUGCUAUGGCCUGGGAAAGCAGUAGAAGAUGGCCCAGGUCCUUGGGUCCCUGCACCCACAUGGGAGACCUGGAAGAACCUGGCUCCUGCCUUCAGAUCAGUGCAGCUCCGGCCGUUGAAGCCAACUAGGGAGUGAACCAGCAGAUGGAAGACCUCUCUCUCUCUCUGCCUCUCCUUCUCUCCCUGUGUAACUAUG